Acipenser ruthenus (sterlet) is the source of this 1436-nucleotide messenger RNA. RefSeq names its product G2/M phase-specific E3 ubiquitin-protein ligase-like. Gene Ontology annotation, molecular function: ubiquitin-protein transferase activity. NCBI's taxonomy places the organism in Eukaryota, Metazoa, Chordata, Actinopteri, Acipenseriformes, Acipenseridae. The transcript is spliced from 6 exons. The record is from RefSeq and is a predicted model, not a curated record. The coding region runs from base 487 to 1116 and encodes 209 amino acids.
CAUUAGUACUGACCAACGUUGAGGCGACCUGUGAUGAAAUACUGAACGCUGCAGUUGCUAAGCACAGGGCGUUUGAUCAGAAUUUUCGUGAUGGGGAUUACUACUUACUUUACCCAGACAUGACAAAAGUUCAUUUUAUACCAGGAACCCAGGAGCUUUUUAAUCUUAAAUCCUACAAAGAGGCAUGUGGGAAACCAUACAGAAGAAUUCUAUUAUGUCUAUGUCUGCAGACAGAAUUCCAGAAAAAUGGUAAGUGGAUAAUGUAUUGAAUUUAGAAUUAUAAUAAAGAGUGACUGUGACUCAGAUUACUAUUUUCAUAUUUCCGCAGAAAAUCCUACUGUUGAAAUAUCUGAUAGCGAUUCUGAGGUUAUAUUGAAGCACACAGAGAAUGAUGAUCUGGAUGAAACACUGCCAUGGAAGCAAGGUGCUUCAAAUCAAGCCGAGGCUGACCGAAGUGCACAGCAGUCGUCAUCACAUACCGUGGAUAUGAGACCCCAGGGAAGCAGUAGUAAUAUCUGCUAUAGGAACUACACUGAGGUAUUUGCACCAAUCCCUCUCAGUGAUGACAGCAGUGUUGAAGACACAGAAGAAACUGUGAUAGGUGAUAGAGCUCAAGAAAGCCAUAUUACAAUAAGUAACAUCAUAGAAGAUUUAUUUCUUCAAGUCAAUAAUGCAGCCUGCAGUCGCUUUAUAAUUAAGAGAGCUGAUGUCUGGGGUGGAGCAAUGCGGGGUUUCCGUAGAAGUAACUAUGAACCCCAGAAUUCCAUUAUGGUGAAAUUUACGGAUGACAUUGGAGUCACUGAAGAAGGAAUUGAUACAGGAGGACCAAAACGGGAGUUCCUUGGUCUUCUAAUGGAUCACUUGCAUAAACGUCCCAUAUUUGAAGGACCAGAAACACAAAGGUUUCUUAAAUAUGAUGCAACUGGUGAGAAGAAUGACGAAUACUUCAUGGCUGGAAGAAUAAUUGUUUUUCAUCUGGCUGGCUGCAAGACAGUCAUUAAAGAAUUGGACGACAAGGAGAAACUAGUUGAAGACUUUCUUAAGUGGUAUAUAAUUAAAAGAAAUGCAUUUGGCAUCGAGCGGAAAUUUGUCGCCGGAAGGACCAUCACUGCGUGAUAUUCUCCAGUUUGCUACCGGCCUGUCCUCCAUUCCACCUUCUGGUUUCCAUCCGCGUCCAUCAGUACAGUUUCUUCAUAAUGGGUCACCAUAUCCCAUUGCUAACACUUGUGGCAAUAUUAUUCACCUACCAAUUACUACAGAUUACUAUACUUUUCAGAAGAACAUGGACUUUGGAAUAUUAAAUUCCCCAGGGUUUGGCAGAGUCUAGAAUUAUUAUAAAAGGGUCAUUCCACGCCAACUCAACCAGAAGAGGGACAUUUCGUUGCCCGUCCGUCUCAGAUUUUCGUUGAAAAAAUCACCUGUGGGUUUUCUGACAA